Messenger RNA from Lactuca sativa (garden lettuce), 743 nucleotides. Lineage: Eukaryota; Viridiplantae; Streptophyta; Magnoliopsida; Asterales; Asteraceae. The record is from RefSeq and is a predicted model, not a curated record.
UUCGCGAACACACUGAUCUGUCAUGCUGAAUAUUAUGAUUCAUCUCCAACAAAUUUUUGUGCGUUUUCAGUUGUAAAACCUUAAAUGCCGUAUGUUUGAUUAAUAGUCUUCUUGAUCUAAAUGACGAUACAAGUAUUGUCCUUGAAAAGUGAAAUUGAGCUCUUGAAACUGCUCCUUGAUGCUCCAAUGGCCGAAGCUGGGAAUUCAAUGCUAUAUUCUCUUCUUCUCUUUGUUGUUACUCUCUCACUGCAAGAAAUGUAUAGAGGGAAGUUAGCAUCAUCAGAACUGUUCACCAUACUUGGAGGAUUCACCAGUUCACUUGUGUUUCUUUUCUUACUAACUUUCAUUGGAAAUUUCCAGGAAACUUCCGGGGUUAAAACUGGAUGGGGUGCAGUUAUUCUAGCUGAAGCUGUUGCUCUUGUUGCUGCUGGCACUGUGCAUCGAGUUUGUAUAACAACUUGCUUUUUGUUCUCGGCUGCGAUAUUGUAUGAGGUAAACCAGAUUUCAGGGGUUAUGGCUUCAAAAAGCGAAUCCAAAGGUCGAAGGCAUUAAAAUCUGAAAACAUGUUUUUGUUUUGAUUGUAUCCUUUGAAGUAAAAGAUGAUGAUAUGAUAGAUAUAAUAUUUUAGACCAAUUUAUACUAGACUGUAUGUUCUAUUUUUUUUUUAUAUGGAUCAUGGUAAAAGACUUAAGAGUAUGCUCAUUUUUACAAAACUUCAAUUUCAGGCAUAUUAUUUUCAACUA